UAGCAAUUGUAAAUAAAAUGACGUCAGUGUGCUAUUAAACCUGCAAUUCCUUAUUCAAUAAACGAAUAAACAAUGCUUUAUUAGAGUGUAAUUAAUUCAAGGCGAACGAUAUACGAAAAAGUAUAAAUUUUCUGUUGUCUAUUAAUAUUAAUAAUGCUAUUUUUCUUACGUAGCUAUAAAAAACAAUACUUUAAAGCUUUGUUUGUUUGUGUGUGUGUACCAAUUGCACUUAAUUAUUAAAAAAUUAUUAAUUUUAACAAUUUUUUGACUUUUGAUCUUUAUUAUUGCCUUCAUUUGUGAUGCCGAUAUUUGUUUUCCUACAUGAAAUAAUAUUAUACUUAUCUCGUUUUCUUUGUCCAUUUUUUUCUUAAUAAAUGAUGACUAUAGGUUCAAAACAACCUCUUCCUCCAAAAGGUAAUAAGGUUCGAUUGUAUAGUAAUCGUUUUUGUCCGUAUGCCCAAAGAAUAAUUUUGGUUUUAGACGCGAAAAAAAUUCCAUAUGACGUAGUAAAUAUAAAUCUAUCAAAUAAACCAGAUUGGUUGUAUGACAAAGUGCCUCAUGGAAAAAUUCCCGCUCUUGAAGUGGAAAAUGGAGAAAUUCUUACUGAAGACCUAAUUAUUGUGGAUUAUUUGGAAGAUAGAUACCAUCAACAUCCCUUAUAUCCCAAAGAUCCAUUGCAGAAAGCUAAAGAUAGAAUUUUGAUAGAAAAAUUUAACAAGGUUGUUAACGCCAUGUACAGGAUGAUGAUGAGUGUAGGCCGAAUGAAUAUGACAGACGACGAGGUGAUAUCACAAGGACUGUCAGUUUUCGAAAAAGAACUUACUGAAAGGAGAACUCCCUAUUUUGGCGGCACGAAACCUGGCAUGUUGGACCUAAUGAUAUGGCCUUGGUGCGAGAGAGCUGAUAUUCUGAAAGUUUUUGGAAACCAACACAUAUUGAAAAGAGACAAAUAUAAGAAAUUGAUGGAAUGGCGCGUCCAAAUGACCGAUGAUACAAUUGUGAAGAAAAGUUUAUUGCAUUCCGAUUACCAUAUAAAGUAUUUGCAAUCAUACAGAGCAGGCAUGCCUGAUUAUGAUUUAAUUUUAAACUCAAACUAACUUGGAAAGUACCACCCACUCAUAUAGGUUCUCAUUUGUGAUCCCGAGAACUAAACUUGGAGAAGCUUUCGCAUAAGCCUUCAGAUAAAAUGUCAACACUCUAUUGGUAACUCUAGGACGCACCUUACUAAAGUGUAGAACCUAAUAGAAAUAGAAAAUAUACCAUAUUUGUUUCAGAUAAAAAUAUUUAUUAUCAAAUAAGUAUAGGUAUAUACAGAGAUAUAUUUAUACAAUUUAUAACACUCUGCUUUUGUAUUUUUUGUAUUAAUGUUUUUUUUUAAUAAUUCUCUAAAUAUUUGUACAAUGUAAGUAUAGGCAUCUAUUGUUAGGUAUUUUAAGAAAUUGUAUUUUUUUCUGUAUUUAUUGGUGCUGGUACUUAAUAAAUUUUAUUUUUUUUGCAA
Messenger RNA from Psylliodes chrysocephalus, 1498 nucleotides. NCBI's taxonomy places the organism in Eukaryota, Metazoa, Arthropoda, Insecta, Coleoptera, Chrysomelidae. The record is from the annotation of a GenBank genome assembly.